Molecule: messenger RNA, 6179 nt
Organism: Gorilla gorilla gorilla (western lowland gorilla)
Lineage: Eukaryota; Metazoa; Chordata; Mammalia; Primates; Hominidae
Product: large ribosomal subunit protein uL11-like
Exons: 1
Coding region: 5375-5872 (165 amino acids)
Biological process (GO): translation
Cellular component (GO): cytosolic large ribosomal subunit; ribosome
Molecular function (GO): large ribosomal subunit rRNA binding; structural constituent of ribosome
Source: RefSeq, a predicted model, not a curated record
CAUCUCCUAUCAUGCCCCCAAAGUCCUACAAAUUAAUAAGUUAAUCCAAUUUGCAAGCACACCAUACAACUUUGGGUUUCCAUAACUGCUCAUCUUCUCUUCUGUCUUCCUGGGAUGUCUGUCAUGAAUAGAUCUGCCAGGAAAAUGCUCAUGUACUCUUCAAGAACCCAAUCAAUCAGAACCUCCAUGAACCUCUCACCCAAAGCGUCCCAUCAUAUAGGUGGCAAUUUCAGUAGCCUCUUAGCAUUCAUGAGCCUACUAUUUCCAGAGGUAGCUAUUAUUCUCUGCUGAGGAUCCCAGGUAACCUGCAUGUUUGCUGAGGCACAAAUUUGAAUCAUUAGUAUAUUAAAGGUGGUGAAAUGCCCUGGCUUUUCCUUUCCUUCCACCCACCCUAUCAACCAGGGCUUCACAUGAGCCAAACCAAGCCUAGCAGGAAGCCAGUUAGCAAAGAGAGCCUGAGACGAUGUAGCCGGUUGGACCAUCCCAAUGAUCAUACAGAGCAGAACAAGCAAAAACGGACCUAGGAUGGUGGAGGAAAUGAUCAGCUCUGCAGAACUUCCUAGGAGUCAGCAAGAUCACAGGGAAUGGGACACUCGGUUAGAAUGCAACCAAGAGAUGGCAUAUUUUAUCAUGUUCCAUUCAUAAGAAACAUAUUUUUUCUUUUCUUUUGGAGAGUACUAAGCUGUCUCUGUUAAGUCAAGGGCAAAUAAAUCUAUGCACCUACAUAAUGGUUUUCAUAUUAGAAGAUAAUGAAGAUGAAUGGAGGAAUAGAAUAAAAGUGCUACUGUGAUGACAGGAUGCCACAGCCCCCAUCAACGCAGGAAGUGAGUGAUUCAUUCCUGCUGCAGAAAUCAGGCAGAAAGACAGGUGGCAGACUCAGCUGUCCGCGCACAUUCUCAUAGUGUCUCUGUGAUAAAAACCAUUUCUGACACACACUUGACCUAACUUGUGGGCAGAUUCAGCCCUCAGAAGGAUCAGAAAGCUGUGGGUGGAGCUGCUAUUCUCAACUUACUUCUGAUUCACUGGGAGGAACUGAUUGGGGAAGUGGGAGUGAGAGGCAUUGUAAGAGGAAAUUCUUAUGUCAUCGUUAUGUUCACAAAAGCUAGGAAUGGGAAACUGAGUCGUGCUGAUAAAUUUUGUGGUUUACAAACAGAGAUUUCACAAAGUUUAAAGGAGAGUUGGAGUCUAUAAAAAGUGCUCUCGUUCCCAUCAAACAGAAUGGGAAGUUCUUGAAAAUGGGGUUCUGACGCCACAAAUAAGUCAGUAGCUAAGAGGGAGAGGUAUCACAAGCAGGUGUGUCUGCACCUUUGCAAUGAACUCACAGCUGGGCAGCACACAAAUACGGGUAAGGGCUCUAGAGGCUUAAGUGUACCCCAAACAGUGUGCUGGAUCUGUGUGAAUAAUGCCUAGAAGCCUACAGCCCAGGAGAAGGGUAUUUUACAAAUAAAACAAAGCUAAAUAAAACCAUAAAAUACCCUUUUAAAGGUACUUUUGGAACACAAUGUGGUUGACUAGCAGCAAAAAAAAAAAAAAAGAAAAGCAAACCUACUAAAGUCCUUGACUAUGGGAGCGAUUAAUUUACAUCAGCUGAACACCUAAAGGCUGUAAGACAGGAAGAGGAGACCAGCAUUAAAAAGCGGGACUGGAUCCUGAAGUCAAUUCGGCGGUCAUAAGGGCGCACCUGGAUCUUCUAUAGGCAUUUUCUUUUCCAAUCUGGAGGACUCCUGUGCCACACUAUGGUUAUAAGUUAAAUGCAUGUGAGAUUAUUUGUGAUCACCUUCAAGCACUCAGGAGAACUGAAGAGGGCUGGACAAAGCUGGUAGAUAAUGUUGGUCCUUGGCUUCACAAAACAGAGAAGGCAGUAGACUUCUCCAGCUAUGAAGCUGUGGGCUCCAGGGCCAUUUGAGCGAUGAUUGCUCUUGGAAUUCUUUGCAAGAUGGUGUAUCUUAGCCAAAACGUUGUCAUGCCCAGGGUCCAGUUUGGGUUCCCCAAGACAAGCUAUGUCAGUUUAGCCAUAUUCCUUAUGUACUUGGCAGGGCUAUUAGACUAGAAAAUUAGAAAAAGGCAGGGUGUGGUGGCUCACGCCUGUAAUCCCAGCACUUUGGGAGGCCGAGGCGGGCAGAUCACCUGAGGUCAGGAGUUGGAGACCAGUCUGGCCAACAUGGCGAGACCCCAUCUCUACUAAAAAUACAAAAAUUAGCUAGGUAUGGUAGCACAUGCCUGUAAUCCCAGCUACUCGGGAGUCUGAGGCAGGAGAAUCGCUUGAACCCAGGAGGCGGAGGUUGCAGUAAGCUUAGAUUGCACCAGUGUACUCCAGCCUGGGCAACAAGAGCAAAACUCUGUCUCAAAAAAAAAAAAACAAAAAACCCAAAACCAAACAAAUAGAAAAACCACCACCACCACCACCACCAAUAACAAAAAUAAAAUUAGAAAAAAACUGUUGCAUGGAUCUGAAUUUCAAAUAGGGAGUUGACAAAUAAUGACACCUUUUUAGCAAGAAAAAAAAUUUGUGCCUAAGAGGAUGACAAGAAAAUAGUUAAAUGCCUGCACACAGGAGCCACAGUUGAUGGAUUACCACCAAACAGGAGUAGGCCCCAAGAUUCCCUCCGUGCCUGUCCUGAGCAGGAUGUUUGCUAAGAAGUUAAACCAGGAUAAGGAUUGAACAGAGGUUAAGCUAAUAGAUGACUUAAAGCAGAGAGAAUGACAAAUCUUAUAAAUCAGUGUUUCCUAAACACCAGUCAUUCAUGUACUGCCUUCACAAUGUUUGCUGCCAAGUAUCACACAGGAUCGUGAAUUUUCCUUAAAUUUACUCUCUUUUCAACUUAAAUCUAUAGCAGAAGAAGCUAAUGGAUAUGAUGUGCUAAUUACAUCCUUGCUAUGGCUCCAUGACUAUGAAAACAGGGAAGGGCCACCCCAGGGAAUCACUAAGGGUGUGACUUUGAGCAGUUACUUAGUUACCCGUGCCUUAGUUUCCUCAUCUGUAAAAUGGGUAUUGAAUGAAAUAGUUCAUGAAAAAGCACUUCUUAGCACAAUGUGUGUAAUAUAAUAAAUGAUUAAUAAAUGCUAGCUAUUCUCAUAAUUAUUUAUUAUUAGAAUUUUUUUAAAAUCCUGGUUUACUAAGGUCAAGAUAAAAUGUAUUCAUGCAAAUAGUCACUCACCUCCUUUUACAGAGUACAUUGUUUAGAAAUUAUAGCAUACUAAAUAAAUGCAUGCAAAGCACUUUGCAAGUUAAAUUAUUGUUAAAAAUAUUAACCAUAAUAAUGCAUAUAUUAGCAUGAGCAACAAAGACUGAUUAUAAAUCAUACUUUUAUGCUAUAAACUAAAUUCAUAAGAAUUGAACAAUGAAAUAAAAUUAUUACAAAAUGCUAAUCUGAGUUCCAGCUAGAAAUCUUCAGGGCUAUACCUACAAUGAUUGUUGUAACAUGCUUUGGAAAGAUAGGACCAGAUGAAAUAAUUAGGAUACAAAAUACAACUCAACUGGCUGAGACAACAGGCUCACAAAUGAGAGUAGCAGAAAUAAAUGCAAAAUCCUGUGAGUGGGGUUACGGAAAACAUCGCUUGAGGGUGCACUGAGGCAAGGUGCAGCCUACUAGAAACACACAUGAUAGCGUCUUUGGUUUGAAGCUCAGUGACAGAGUUGCCCGAAUCCCUGAUGAGCGUUUGGGCUUAUCCAAGGCAGUAUCCGUAUUGGUGGAAGUCCUACUCUGCGUGUCCUCAACCUUCAGUGAGAAUGAAGGGCUCAGCUUAAGUGAGCACCCAUGGUGGGAUUUUGCAACACUGGAUUGAGGUAAGGAAAGAACCCAGGAAGUGAGAGAACAGGAACCUGGCCACAAAAGGCCUAGCUGAAGGGCCUAGAAAAGUUUAGGUUAACAGAGGACUGGGAAGGGGAGAGGAGUAGGGCAGGACAGCUGUCUUCUGAAAGCGAGGCUCCAUCUGCCUGGCUCAAGCUAAGAAAGACCUAUCUAAUGAUCAGAGCUGCCCACACAUGGCAUGGACUGCUCUGGAGGCAGAGGGCCUCAGACAGCUGGGUGACCCUAGGACAUCAACCAGGUAGCAGGGCUGCCAAGAAAGGUUUAGUCCUAGAUCAGAUUUCCUAGAGGCAGAGCCUGAAGUAGAGAUUCAGAUGCACAAGGCACAUUGGGAGGGUCUUGUAUGGAAGUGAGGAAGGCAGGUAGGAAAGGAGAAAGAGCAGAUCAAGCCAGUGGUUGCAGGGAAAGUCUAGCCUGGUCUCAUCCCCAGGGAUCUCGAGAGCAUGACUCACACCCCACAGUUAUCCCACUGGCGGCGAGGCGAGCCAUGCUGACUGUUAUGCUUUGGUGCCAGUCAGUGUGUCUGAGUGUGUCCUGGGCGAGGAGGUUCUCGUGGCCUCGAGCAGGACUUGGAGAAGAGGGCCACUGAGAGCCGUCAUAUUCAACUCCCACCAUGGCUGGAGGAGGAGAUCUGGGUGGAUCAGCAUCCCAACAGUGAUAUAAGAGGGUGGCCUUCGAAUGCUCCUCUCCACCUGGAAAUGAUCAUCGGCAGGACCUAACCGAGUUUCUGUAACUAAUGUCUUCAGUUCAUUUUUCAAAAACUCUUCUAGACCAUUUUCCUUCUCCUUGGCUCCUGUUGCGUCCCUGCCAGCCAGAACUCAGGAAAAUCUCUCUUUUAGAGAUUCUAAGAAGUUCCUGCAAUGGUUACACAGUCCAUGUCACACAGGGAGGAUCCAGGUCUCAGGGGGCCUUAGAUUCAUUCUAUUCUGGAAGCCCUCUUUAGGAGAAAGGAUACGAAAUUACUAAUGCAAACUGCCCACAGGACUGGGAGGGAUCUGGGCAGAAGAAGGGCCUUGAAGGACACGAGUGUCACUAGAUACACCAUAAAUCUACAUCUGCCUGCGUUAAUUUUUGCCUUAUCCACAGAAUACUGUACUAUUAUUUAAAAACAAAUAUACCUAACACCUUAAAUAAUAAUAAGGAUGAUGAAAUCACAAUUUGAUGUACUAGGUACAUGUAUUUUGAAUAAUCUUAAAAUAAACCCCUAAGCCCAAAAAAGAUGUUCCAUCUAAAAUUAUCUCAUGUUCACUCAAGGGCACAGGUGCCUCCCGCUGAUAAGGCGUGGUAGCAAACUGUGUGGGAAGCUUCCUUCUCUGCCGUAGGCUUGUUCUUACAGGAAGGAAAGGGAAAGGCCAUUGGGAGGGAGCCUAGGUGAAGCUCUUGAAAUAGAAUCUCACUCAGGUCCAGCAUGCAAAUAACUUUUAUACAAUUAACUCAUACCAGUCCCUGGGGGGCCAUAGAAGCAGGCAGAGCAGCUCUCUCAGCUUUCGGCUCGGAGGAGGCCAAGGUGCAACUUUCUUCGGUCAUCCUGAAUCUGGGUUCAUCUGACACCAGCCGCCUCCACCAUGCUGCCGAAGUUCGACCCCAACGAGAUCAAAGUCGUAUACCUGAGGUGCACCGGAGGUGAAGUCGGUGCCACUUCUGCCCUGGCCCCCAAGAUCGGCCCCCUGGGUCUGUCUCCAAAAAAGGUUGGUGAUGACAUUGCCAAGGCAAUGGGUGACUGGAAGGGCCUGAGGAUUACAGUGAAACUAACCAUUCAGAACAGACAGGCCCAGAUUGAGGUGGUGCCUUCUGCCUCUGCCAUGAUCAUCAAAGCCCUCAAGGAACCACCAAGAGACAGAAAGAAACAGAAAAACAUUAAACACAGUGGGAAUAUCACUUUUGAUGAGAUCGUCAACAUUGCUCGACAGAUGCGGCACCAAUCCUUAGCCAGAGAACUCUCUGGAACCACUAAAGAGAUCCUGCGGACUGCCCAGUCUGUGGGCUGUAAUGUUGAUGGCCGCCACCCUCAUGACAUCAUAGAUGAUAUCAACAGUGGUGCUGUAGAAUGCCCAGUUAGUUAAGCACAAAGGAAAAUAUUUCAAUAAAGGAUCAUUUGACAAAAAAAAAGAAAAAAAAAAAGAAGCAGGCAGAGCAGAUGUUACCACCAUUCACUCACUUGCUCAGAGAAUGCCAAACAACCAUGAAAGAGUAAGAUGAGAACUUCAUUCAGUCCUCAGAUUCCAGGGCAUGAACACUUUCACUACCUUCUGCUUCUUCAGCACGUUCACUGCCAGUUAGCUUUGACAUUAAGGUGAUAAACUUCAGCAAGCAGCAAUGUCUCCUUGCUAUGGCUCUAUGACUAUUAAACCAGGGAAGGGCCAUCCCAGG